Molecule: messenger RNA, 1110 nt
Organism: Fusarium vanettenii 77-13-4
Lineage: Eukaryota; Fungi; Ascomycota; Sordariomycetes; Hypocreales; Nectriaceae
Exons: 1
Coding region: 1-1110 (369 amino acids)
Biological process (GO): regulation of transcription by RNA polymerase II
Molecular function (GO): RNA polymerase II cis-regulatory region sequence-specific DNA binding; DNA-binding transcription factor activity, RNA polymerase II-specific
Source: RefSeq, a predicted model, not a curated record
AUGGACUUUGCAUUUGGGUCGUCGAUGGGUGCAAUGGCCACAACGCCUUCCCCAGGAUAUAUGAUGACUCCAUCUCCAUACUACGCCAGAACACCCUCGCCCACCGACCGAAGCAACAUGGUGUAUCAGCCACUCCCCAGCCAGGCACCCGAUGCAUCCUUCUUUGAGGAAGCAAUCGGAGGUUCUCCAAUGCCCCAGGACAUCCCAUUUGGCAUCAUCCAAGGGCCGUCCCAGUAUAGCACCGCACCAAAAAUUCCCGACUCUCCACAAAGGAUAAUGCCGACCGUUGAGGCCGACACAAAACCCAACCGCCGGACCCGGAAUCGACGACAAUCACAAGCAAGCUCGAGCAUGUCGGAGGAGAUGAGUGUCCCUGGUCUUGCCCCAGAGUCCCCGAAGCAGAAGAAGCGAGGUCGAAAACCCAAGAACGAACCAAAGGAGCCAGGUAAAGGGCGCCGGAAAGUGGAACUGGAUGAGGAUGAUCUUCCCAAGGACCCACGACGUCGACGCAUUCUCGAACGCAAUAGGAUUGCUGCCACCAAGUGUCGCCUGCGGAAACGGGAUGAAGCAUCAGCUCUUGCCUCCAGAGAGCAAGCCAUGGAAGACCAAAAUCGCUACCUCUCUUCCUGCUUCGACACGCUGACUGCUGAGAUCUAUCAUCUCAAGACCCAGCUCCUGCAACACACUGAUUGCAACUGUGUCCUUAUCCAGAAGUACAUUGCCAACGAAGCAAAGAAGACCGUUGACGGCCUGCUCUCUUGUUCUCAGGCAUUCCAGAUGGACAAUGACUCAAUGAGCCCAUACCGUCGAGGUUCAAGCAAUAGCGGCACCAGUCCCACAGAGUCUUUGGGAGUGCCUACACCCGAGUUUGAAGGUGUUUCGCCAACUUGGUCACAUCCCUUCCAACAAGCCCCAGCAUCAUCAGAAGUCAGCGAGGACAUGUUUGACAUGACCAUUGACCAGUACAACAAGGGCACGAUGGCCAUGCACGGCCAGCCCAUUUCCAACAUUCCCCUACCUAAUUCUGAGUCGGAGAUGUUCGUUGGCAUGGGGCCUCAACCCCAACAUGUGGACGGGAUAAACUGGGACUCUUCUUGGGGUUUUCGAUAA